Aspergillus aculeatus ATCC 16872 is the source of this 2098-nucleotide messenger RNA. RefSeq names its product AAA family ATPase CDC6. NCBI's taxonomy places the organism in Eukaryota, Fungi, Ascomycota, Eurotiomycetes, Eurotiales, Aspergillaceae. Bases 63 to 1988 code for a protein of 641 amino acids. Gene Ontology annotation, molecular function: ATP hydrolysis activity; ATP binding; DNA replication origin binding. Gene Ontology annotation, cellular component: nucleus. Gene Ontology annotation, biological process: cell division; DNA replication initiation; mitotic DNA replication checkpoint signaling. The record is from RefSeq and is a predicted model, not a curated record. The transcript is spliced from 3 exons.
GUCUUUACUAUCUCACCCAACGCUCCUGCCUCCUCUGUGUGAGGGUUCUUCAUAUCGUAACGAUGGCUGUCUCGGUACUGGGCAAGCGCCAACGGGGUGCCAUCGAGACAGAAGCUCCUGAGUUGCUACUUCGCAGUGGAAGCAAGCGCCGAGCACAGCCGCCCCGCAUCCGUGAAGAACCCGAAUCCACUGCAGUACAAACACGACAGCUUCGUUCGAGGACAAUCGACAAUAGCAUUGCCGAUCCGCAAAAGAACCGAAGCCCCAAGAUAUUAGAAUCUUCUACGGACCAUACCUCAGACCGCAGCUUAAGGAAAAACAAGAUCGUCUCACCUGUCAAGCUUUCACCAGUCAAGCGCAAUGCUACUACGGAUCCUAUCAAUGACGAAAAUUCAACACCAGUCGAAUUCAAGACUCCUUCGAAGUCGAGAUUUCGGGAUGCACUCGACUCCCCGCCAGUCACACCUAAACACCGCGUUCAGGUUGGCGCCAAACCGUUGACGCCACGUACUCCCCGCCAUGCAACCACUCCUACAACUGCUACCACCGCACAGACUGUCUAUACGCAAGCAAGACAAUUGUUUGUACGAGGCGCAUCAUCUACGCGGAUCGUUGGCAGGGAGGCCGAACGGGAAAAGCUUCGCGAUUUCAUACAGGACAGCCUGAACACUCGCACAGGUGGCUGCUUGUAUGUGAGCGGUCCUCCUGGGACCGGAAAAAGCGCAUUGGUUCAGGAAGUGUGUAAUGAGAUGGACCUGCAAUCAGCCAAGGUUACACAUAUUAAUUGUGCGAGCAUGCGAGCCGCCCGUGAUGUUUACAGCAAGCUUAUCGAGGAUCUUUGCGAUGACUCUGAGGUGUUUAAAAAGAGCGAGGCGGACCGGCUACGAAUGAUGUUCACAUCGAACCAGAAACAGAACGAUCUGUAUUUCGUGACCCUGGACGAGAUUGACCAUCUCCUUACUGCGGACGCUGGCAUUUUGCAGUCCCUAUUCGAGUGGUCUCUACAGAGCGAGUCGAAACUUAUGCUCAUUGGAAUUGCAAAUGCACUUGAUUUAACUGACAGGUCGUUGCCCCAGCUGAAGGCCAAGAAUCUCAAGCCACGUCUGCUCCCAUUUCUGCCUUACAAUGCGGCUCAAAUUGCUGGAGUCAUUACUGGUCGCCUCCGUUCCCUGCUUCCGGAGGGUCACAGUGCAGAUCCGAACUUCAUCCCAUUUGUCCAGCCCGCAGCGAUCCAGCUGUGCUCGAAGAAGGUGGCCUCGCAGACUGGCGACCUACGCAAGGCAUUCGAGCUGAUCAAGCGCGCCAUAGAUCUUGUGGAACAAGAAACCCUACAGAAGCUCGAGAAGCAAGAUGCCGCCUCUGGCACUCAAAACCAAACUAUUCUCGUUGAGAACAAUAAUCUCUCAUCCAUCAGCAAGUGCUCACCAUCUUUCCAGAAGUCUAUGGAGGCCUAUACCCCCCUCACCGCACCACGAGCGAGCAUCGCCCAUGUGGCGCGCAUCACUUCCUCUGCUUUCGGUCAGGGCACCGUGCAAAGACUUCAGGGUAUCAAUCUUCAACAGAAAGCCGCAAUCUGUGUAUUGAUUGCUCUGGAUCGACGCCGUCGAGAGAUAGAAAUCCCGGGUACUCCAUCCAAGAACAAAAAUGUGGCACCCACGGUCAAGCAGGUCUAUGAUGCGUAUUGCGCCCUGUGUCGGAAAGACAAUCUUCUGCACCCUCUCACAUCGACGGAAUUCAAGGAUGUCCUUAGCAAUCUGGAAACCAUGGGUCUCGUGGGCGAUCACCAAGGCCGCGGUCGAGGUGGCACAGUCGCUGGCGGAACCGACAUUCGACGUUCUCCCUCUAAGCAUGGAGCUGGUCCCAUGACUCCUAGUCGAGCGCUGGACGAGCAAUGCCUCGUAUGCUUCGUUUCUCAGAAGGAGAUCGAGAGCCAAAUCGUUGGACCCGGGGAGGGCAUCCUCCGCAGGCUGCUUUUAGGUCAAGCCUAACACUUCAUCAACAUUCUGCAUUUCUGAGCGUUUGGCCACCUGGCCUUCAUUGCAUUUUUGCAUUGCACCGACUUCUUAUGUCUUGGCUAAGGGUGCAUUGGACCCCGUAU